ACCAUUGGUCACAUUGCUUGCGCUGCUGUUGUAAAAAAUGCAAAUGCAAAAAUUGCAAAUAACUAAAAACUAUAAUAGUAAUAGUAUCAAUCAACAAUAAUUUGUUCAACUUAAGUGCUAGCAGUUGAAAUGCUUUAAAUGUUUAAGUCUUGUUAUCUAGUGGCGUAAAGUUACAGUGCACAGCAAUUGCAAAAAGUUUAGAUUCUUGCGCGAAGAUGUUGCCGCCGCGGGAGCAUGUGGAUCUGGAGUGCUUCAUUGUGACCAAGCACUCGUGGAAGGGUAAAUAUAAGCGCAUUCUCUCUAUUGGCACCACCGGCAUCUCCACCUACAAUCCGGACAGAUUUGACCUAACAAAUCGCUGGACCUACUCGGAUAUUGUAGCCGCCGCACCCGCAAAAACCACGAAUAUACCCAAUGAGUUUGUGCUAACCAUAAAAAAAGACAAGAAACUGGAUACGAUCAAACUUUCCUCGGAAUAUCGCAACGAUAUACUCAGCUCCAUAUUGAAAUAUUACAGGGAAUUCGCUGACAAGCCCAAAAAUGCUCUCCGUUUCAAUGCGUAUAAAUACCAUUGGUCGGGCAUUAGUUUGCCCACUGUGCUGGAGGUUACGCCCUGCUCCUUGGAUCAGUUGGAUCCCACCACGAACGAUGUGCUGACUAGCUAUAUGUACAAGGAUAUUGACGGAAUAAUAGCAGGCAUCUCGGACUAUGAUAAUGGCAUCGUGAUGGCCUACGGCGGCUUCAGCCGUCUGCACAUGUUCAAGGCGCUCAAUCAUCAUGAGAUCGUACAGAAUAUUGUCCAACGCUCCGCCCAGUUUCUCGGCAUCGAAACCAAAAUACUCAAGAGUCAAAUAACGCGCGAGAAAUUCGAUCGCCAGCGCUUUGGCAAAUACAGCGGUGAUCAGUUCCAGACCUCCAUGACAGAGUUCACAGUGCAAAAGAUAACGCCACGGCAUCCGGAUCCAGUCAAGCGCAUACUCUGCCUCACCGAGGUGACGCUGCUGGAGCGCGAUCCGCAAACGUACAGCGUCUGCACGCUGCGCCCGCUGGCCGAUGUGUUUGCGCUGGUGCGCGAUAAAGACAAUCUGCAGCGUUUUUGCAUCGAAUACAAGAACGGCAUUGUGCGCAGCUACAGCACCAACGAUCGCGAUUCCCUGCUGGCCACUGUGCUCGAUGCGGUGCGCUCCAGUGGCAAUCAGGAUGUCCACAUACGCAUUGGCAAUACGCCACGCGGCAAGCGCUAUGUGCCCCUGAACAGCUCCGUCGACGAGGAGACGGAGGCCAACCUAUUGCGCCUGGUUAUCAACAAUUUUCAUAACCCCAUCAAGCGCCAUGAGAUACUCGAGCGCUUCAAUGCCAACGUGCCGCACAGUGGACUCAACUACAGUGUCACCCAGGAUAGCCUGUUUGCGGAGAACAAGGAGAAGCUCAUACUCAGCGCAUUGCAGGCCUUGGCUCAAAAGGAACUGGACAGUCCGACGGCUCAGCUGACCAACACAGAACUGGAGGCUAUAUUCCAUGCGCUGACGCGUCUCCUGGCCAGCAAAGUGGGCUAUGCGGCCUUUACAAAUCUGCCGGGCUUUCGCGAAAUAAUCGGCACCAAGGUUGUGGCUGCACUGCGUCGGAAGGACUUGGCCGUCACGUACUCGGCGAUUGAUAUGAUCAACUCACUGAUGCAUUCGGUGAACACGGACCAUGACCUUAAGCAGGAGCAGCUGAACAAAUCUUCCAUAUUAUCAUCGAAAUCAUUUCUGGAAACCCUGCUCAACAUGUGGACCAUGCAUGUGAGCCACGGUAGCGGUGCGCUGGUUUUGUCCGCCAUGCUGGACUUCAUGACCUUUGCGUUGUGUGUGCCUUACAGCGAGACGACAGAUGGCAAACAGUUUGACAUACUGCUGGAGCUGGUGGCCGAGCGUGGACGUUCGUUGUACAAGCUGUUCCAGCAUCCAUCGCUGGCCAUUGUCAAGGGUGCGGGCUUGGUGCUGCGCGCCAUCAUCGAAGAGGGUGAGCUGCAUGUGGCACAGCAAAUGCAGGCGUUGGCCUUGGAUGAGGCGGCGCUCUGUCGCCAUCUGCUGGUGGCGCUCUACACGCCCUCCAAUGAUCCCACAUUAAUAACACAUCGCCAGCUGUCGCGGCACCUGAUUGGACUGUGGCUAACGGACAGCGAGGAGGCCAUGGAACUAUUCAAGCGCAUUUUCCCGGCCGGCUUGUUGACGUUCCUGGAGACGGAGGAGAGCGUGCCGGACACGGACGUCGAGGAGGACAAACUGAACUUUCGCGAUAAUCUCAAAUAUGCAAUACAACAUUCCAAGAAAACUCGCAAGAAUGUGAUAGAGAAGCAUCUGCAGGGCAUCAAGCACUGGGGCAUGAAUCUGAUCGAGCAACAGGAUGGCGCCGCCCAGGCGCUCAAGAAUCGUCCGGUGGUGCUGCGCAAUCGACGCCAAAAGAAGAAAACAACCGAAGCCAUUGUCAACUUGCCCUAUUUCUUUUACAAUUUUGCCAAAGAUCACAGUUUGCCCAACCUGAUAUGGAAUCACAAGACGCGCGAGGAGCUGCGCAUGUGCCUGGAGAAUGAGUUGCGUCAGUUCCUAAACGAUCGCGACUUGGCUGGCCAGAUGAUUGUCGCCUGGAACUAUCAGGAAUUUGAAGUGGGCUAUCAAUGUCUCGCCGAGGAAAUCAAAAUUGGCGACUACUACAUACGACUGAUACUGGAGAAGGAUGACUGGCCGCAGAAUCUGGUUAAGGAUCCCAUUGAGCUCUUUAAUGCCUUGUAUCGACGCGUGCUGUGCCGGCAGCGGGUCAAUGAUGAUCAGAUGACGGUCUUUUCGCUGCAGGCGCUGGCCAAGGUUUAUAGACGCUAUCACAAGGAGAUUGGCAAGUUCAGCGACAUGUCCUACAUUCUGCAGCUCAGCGAUCGCUGCCUAUCUCCUUCGAUGCGCGAUGCCUUAAUCAAUCUGAUAUCCUGUCUGGUACUGGAAAAGUCCAAUUGCCGCGCUUUGGUUGAUCAUGUCCAGUGUCUGGUGGAUUUAGUGACGUUGGCGCACUUGCACAAGGGCCGCGCCCAAUUGAAUACCAAAACGAAUGUGAUCGAGGCGGGUCCCAAUAUGGCCGCCUAUGAGGAGAAGGAUUGGUACUAUAACAUCGAAAAGGAUGGGCAGAAAGCAGAGCGUCAGGGACCCAUUACCUACUCGGAACUGAAGGAUCUCUGGCACAAGGGCCAGAUCACGCCCAAGACACGCUGCUGGGCCAUUGGCAUGGACGGCUGGCGUUCGCUGCAACAGAUACCUCAGCUGAAGUGGUGCCUUAUAGCCAAGGGCACGCCGCUGUACGACGAGACCGAGCUGGCUUCCAAGAUACUCGACAUACUGAUCAAGUGCACCAGCUUCUUUCCCAGCCGCACUCAGAGCGGCGUAGCUGUACUCAUACCCGGGCCCAAGCUGUCGCGCAAGCUUUCCGAAUUUAUUUGCCUGCCGCAUGUGGUGCAGGUGUGUCUGACGCAUGAUCCGGGUCUGUUGGAGCGUGUGGCUACGCUGCUCUGCCAGAUCAUGGAGGACAAUCCCGAGAUGCCCAAGGUGUAUAUGACGGGCGUGUUCUAUUUUAUGCUCAUGUACACUGGCAGCAAUAUACUGCCCAUUACACGUUUCCUGAAGAUGACGCACAUGAAGCAGGGAUUCCGCAGCGAGGAGACCUCGCAGUCGGGCAUUAUGCAUCGCAGUAUUCUGGGCCAGCUGCUGCCCGAGGCUAUGGUGUGCUUCCUGGAGAACUACAGCGCCGAAAAGUUUGCCGAAAUCUUUCUGGGCGAAUUCGAUACGCCCGAGGUGAUUUGGAGCUCGGAGAUGCGUCGCUUACUCAUCGAAAAGAUUGCCGCACACAUUGCCGACUUCACGCCGCGUCUGCGUGGCCAUACGAUGGCCCGAUAUCCAUACCUAGCCAUACCUGUGAUCAGCUAUCCGCAGCUGGAGAACGAGCUCUUCUGUCACAUCUACUAUUUGCGGCAUUUGUGCGACACCAGAAAGUUUCCCAAUUGGCCCAUCUCGGAUCCCGUACAGCUGCUCAAGCACACGCUGGACGCCUGGCGCAAGGAGGUGGAAAAGAAGCCGCCACAGAUGACGAUUCAGCAGGCCUACCAGGAUCUGGGCAUUGAUCUAACCAAGACGCCCAAGCCCGACGAGUCCAUGAUACGCAAGAGCUACUACAGGCUGGCGCAAAUGUAUCAUCCGGACAAGAAUCCCAAUGGCCGCGAGAUCUUCGAAAAGGUUAAUCAGGCCUAUGAGUUUCUGUGCUCGCGCAACGUCUGGAGCUCUGGCGGCCCCGAUCCCAAUAACAUAGUGCUCAUCUUGCGCACACAGAGCAUUCUCUUCGAGCGCUAUGCGGAUGUGCUGCGUCCUUACAAGUACGCCGGCUAUCCGCAGCUCAUCAAGACAAUACGGCUGGAGACGCGCGACGAUGAGCUCUUCUCCAAGGAGGCGCAACUAUUGACCGCCGCCUCGGAGCUGUGCUAUCACACAGUUCACUGCUCGGCGCUGAAUGCCGAGGAGCUGCGCCGCGAGGAGGGCAUCGAGGCGCUGCUGGAGGCUUAUUCGCGCUGCGUUUCCAUACUGGGCGUGGACUCGAAGCCGGAUUCCCUGCACUACCAGGUCAUCUCGAAUGUGACGCGCUGCUUUGAGGUCGCCUGCAACUUUGAGAAGUGCAAACAGAAGAUUAUACAGCUGCCGCAGCUACUCUCGGAUGUCUGCCGUGUGGUCUACUUCAAGCACACGCUCUCGGUUAGCCUGGUGACCAGCCUGGCGGCCAAUAACUAUGAUCUGCAGUGCAAUCUAUCGCGCAACGGUGUACUCUGGUCGCUGUUGCUCUUCAUCUUCGAGUACGACUACACGCUGGACGAGAGCGGCGUCGAGGUUAGCGACAAGUCCAACCAGCAGCAGUUGGCCAACAAUCUGGCCAAAAUGGCCGUGCUCGGCUGCAUAGCUCUGGCUGGCUACGACAUGGAGCUGCGCCACAAGCCCAUCACCGCCGGCAGCGAAUCCAGCUCGCCCGCGUUGACAGCCAAGCCGGCGCCCGCCAUCAAGCCGAAGCCAUCAACGUCAUCAGCGUCAUCAACGACCAACUCGGCGUAUACGCAAAAUGCGCAAAAUCCGCUGCAGAGCAAACAGCUGGCCAUAACCACGGGCAAGGAGAAGGAGCCGGCGGUGCUCACCAAUCAGGAUUCCAGCGUCAGCAGCAGCGACACAUCCAGUUCCACGCCCACGGACAGCGACCAGCAGCAGAAUCAGCAGCAGCAGCUGCUGGCCCGCCAGAACGCCAUUCAACAGAAGUACAUUGUCACGGGUGAGCCGAAGAAUACGCUGAUCAAGCAGGUGCUGGACCGCCUGCUGACCCGCUACAUUGCCAACCAGCUGGCGAGCGUGCGGGACAGCGAGGUGCUCAAGCUGCUGACGGCCAAUACGCGCAAUCCGUAUCUCAUCUGGGACAAUGGAACGCGCGCACAGCUCAAGGAUUUCCUGGAACAGCAGCGCCUGGCUUCCGCUAAGGAGACACACGAGGAUAUUGCACAAGUCUACGAGCUGGUUGCCGGCUUCGAGUUCGAUGCGCACAAGGAUGAGCUGCAAAUUGGUGGCAUAUUCAUACGCAUAUACAACGACAUGCCCACGCAUCCCAUUGCCCAGCCCAAGCAGUUCAUUAUGGAUCUGCUGGAGUACUUAAAGCAUGCCUAUCAGUUUCUGCAAUUCAAACGGUCGCCAGCAGCAGCCCCAGCUCCAGCCGCACUGCCCAAAAUGGGCAGCGAUGGCAUAUUGACGCCCACGCUGGCGCCCAAUCAUCCCCAGCUGCAGCAGCAACAGCAGCAGGAAGUCAAAACUGUCGGCACCUUCGACGAGGUGCUGAAUGCCUACAAUCGCUCGAAGAGCCGCAAAAAGCUGGAAACGGACGCACAAGCGGAGCAUCAGCUCUCGCUGCAGCAGGCCAAACAUGACUAUGCCAACGAUGGCCAAUUGGAGCUGCACAUAACGAUGGUGCUGCGCGCGCUGAUUGCGGUGAUCAAGACAAACGCCGAGGUGGAGAUCCAGUGCAUUGGCAAUUUUGAUAUGAUAUUCGGCUUUCUGGCCAACAACAUUUUCGCCGAUAACUCCAGUGUGAAGGCUGUGGCUCUGGAAGUGGUCGCCCUGGUGUCGCGCAACAAGGAAUGCGUCUCGGAGGUGGCUGCCUGCGAGAUACUUGGCAAUUAUUUGGUGGCACUCAAGGAUCCCGAGCUGCGCGCCAGCCAGGUCAAGGUGCUGGAGACUCUGUCCGGCCUGAUGAACGUCCAGGAGAUGAUCAAGGAGGCUCAGGCCAAGGGCGCUGUCAUCUAUUUGCUGGACAUGUUCUGCAAUUCACGUAAUCCGCAAAUACGCGAAAUGUGCGCCGAAAUCUUGGCCAAAAUGACAGCGGAUCGUCUGAGCGGGCCCAAGGUGCGAAUAACCGUAUCCAAGUUUCUGCCUGCGCUAUUCAUCGAUGCCAUGAUCGAAUCACCUCCGACAUCCGUGCAGUUGUUUGAGUCCAUACACGAGCAUCCGGAGCUGAUCUGGAACGACAAUACGCGCUCGAAUGUGUGCGACGCGGUCGCCGAGGCGUGCAACAGAUUCUAUCAGCAGCAAAAGACAAAUGCGCGACACCUGUGGAAGGAUCCCGAAAUUCUGAAGGAUAUUGUGUCCAAUGAGAUUGUUGUCGCCGGCGUCUAUUUGCGCCUGUUUGUCAGCAAUCCUGCCUGGACAUUACGCAAGCCCAAACAGUUUCUCUCCGAUCUCUUGGACUUUGUGGUCGAGCAGAUCAGCAAGAGCACAACGGAGCCGGAUGUGUUGGACUUGUCGACAACAGCGCUGGUAGAGCUGCUGCGCUCCCAGCCCGUGCUGGCCGACGAUAUACCCGUGCUGGGCCACAUACCCAAGCUGUUUAAUCUGCUCUCUGUGCAGCCAAAGAACACGCUAUCAGUAUUACACCAGCUGUCGCUGUCCGAGUUCUGUGUGGCGGCCAUCUCGCAAACGGAGUGCAUAGCUCCAGUGAAACGAUGCAUGGAACAGAAUCGGGAUUGCAUAGAGAAGUCAUGCGAAACGCUGAGUCGUCUCUUCAAGCAUCAGCAUGACUCUUUGAUCAGUCAAUCGCUUGAGGCGGGUCUUAUACCGUUUCUGCUGGGACUACUGGACAGUCGUUUGGAGUUCGUGGAUAAUGCAUCCGCGGUCAAAGCACAAAUUGUCGCUGCGCUCAAGGGCAUGACACACAAUCUGAAUUAUGGCGAUCGUGUCACGCAAAUAUUGCUCAAGCAUCCAGUCUGGGCAGAGUUCAAGGAUCAACGCCACGAUCUCUUCAUAACCGACACCAAUAUACGUGGCUACUUGACUGGCAUUAAUCCAACGGCGGGCUACCUCACCGCAGGACCAGCGCAGAGCGUGGAAGUGCUUACCUCACCGCCGCCCAUUGAUCGCGAUGAUCCGUCGGCACGUCAGACAAUUGAUUAGCGUCUGCUCAUCUAUCACAGCCCGACUAAAGUUAAGCAUAACUUAUGAGUGGUUCGGCUUUCAAAAUGUACAUCUAUCUUUUUGCCACAAAAGUUUUUAGAUGGAGAUGUACGGAUUUCCUUUAUUGUAUUAAAAGUUUUGCAUAUUUUUAUACACAUGCUGCAUUGUGUGAGCGGAGCGUAGGCGUGGCUAUCAGCAAACAAACAUAUUAACAAAUUUGUAACAAAGUCUAUGAAACGUUUAAUUUUUUAUAUUUAUAUAAAUUGUAUAAAUAGUAAUUAGCGAAUAUACAUACAUACACACACACACACAUAUAUAUAUACAUACAUACAUAUACACCUUAACUAAAGCAUGCAUAAAGUGAUUAAACAUAUGUAUUAUGAAUUAAAACGGACUCAUUAAAAAUGAAACGAUAAUGUUCUGAAAAAA
Molecule: messenger RNA, 7919 nt
Organism: Drosophila montana
Lineage: Eukaryota; Metazoa; Arthropoda; Insecta; Diptera; Drosophilidae
Gene: Rme-8
Product: receptor mediated endocytosis 8
Exons: 20
Coding region: 216-7490 (2424 amino acids)
Biological process (GO): regulation of early endosome to late endosome transport; endosome organization; receptor-mediated endocytosis
Cellular component (GO): endosome membrane
Source: RefSeq, a predicted model, not a curated record